Messenger RNA from Scylla paramamosain (green mud crab), 2183 nucleotides. Its product is annotated as dnaJ homolog subfamily C member 21-like. The record is from RefSeq and is a predicted model, not a curated record. Bases 16 to 1944 code for a protein of 642 amino acids. Gene Ontology annotation, molecular function: nucleic acid binding; zinc ion binding. Lineage: Eukaryota; Metazoa; Arthropoda; Malacostraca; Decapoda; Portunidae. The transcript is spliced from 12 exons. Gene Ontology annotation, cellular component: cytoplasm.
AAAUCAAUUUAGAGGAUGCGUGCUCGGCCCUGGGUCCCGAGUGACGCCGCGCCAAAUCCUCCCCACACGUGUACACAAACCACGCGAGGUCAGCUGGACGUGCGGCGGGGAUGCUAUAAGACACCAGACGGUGAGGGCUAUUCUGGAAAAGAAGAGGAAGAUAAAACAGUGUCCACCAUGAGGUGUCACUAUGAGGUGCUGGGGGUGGCCCAGAAUGCUUCCGACAGUGACCUCAAGAAGGCAUACUAUAAGAUGGCUCUCCAGUGGCACCCAGAUAAGAAUCCAGAUCGGAUGGAGGAAGCCAAGACUCAAUUCCAGCUGAUCCAGGCAGCCUAUGACACACUCUCCGAUCCUCAAGAGAGAGCCUUCUAUGACCGCAACCGGGAUAGCAUCUUGCGGGGAAAAGCAUCAGAGGGAGGUUCAAAACCAGAAACCCUUGACUUGUUCAAAUACUUCUCAUCCCAAUGCUAUUCUGGCUUCAAUGAUUCAGAGAAGGGUUUCUACACGGUCUACAGGCAAGUGUUUGAAAAAUUGGCAGUAUUGGACAUGCAGUACAUGGAUGAUGAAGAGGAAGAAAUAAUCAUACCAAGCUUUGGUCAAAGUGACACCGAUUUAGAGGAUGUUGGGAGAUUUUAUGCCUACUGGUCAAGUUAUUGUUCUUCCAUGGACUUCCGUUGGGCCGAUGAAUAUGAUAUUCGAGAAGCUCAGCGCAUGGGCCGGUGGGUAGAGAAGAAAAUUGAGAAGGACAACAACAAGGCUCGUCAGAAAGCUCGGAGACAGUUCAACGAAGAAGUCAGAGCUCUUGUGGCAUAUGUCCGGAAGAGAGACAAGCGAUGGCUGGAACGAAAAAAACAAAUUAAUGCCAAGAUCGCAGAAAAUGCCCAGAAGCAGCUAGCAUGUCAGCAGAGGCAGAGAGAGGAGCGGCAAAAGUCAAUGAAGGAAGAUGUGGAGCAGGAGAGAGCAAAUCUUGCAGCUUAUGAAGAACAGCUCAAGCAACUAGAGGGACAAUUUGCUCGUGAAUGGGGACUGACAGACAGUGAAGACAGUUACCACAGUGAGGAGGGAGAGGCCCAGGAGGAGACUGAAGGAGUUGCAGAGAACCAAGAGAUUGGAGAGGGGGAGCUGCUGCUGGAUGAUCUUUAUUGUGUUGCCUGCAACAAAUCGUUCAAAACAGAAAAAGCUAUGGAAAAUCACCAACGAUCUAAGAAACACAAAGAGAACUUGGAGGCAUUGAAAGCUGCUAUGAAUGCAGAGGAUAGAGCAUUCUUCAACUCCAGUACUUUUGACAAUGAAGCUGAGCAACAAAGUGAGGAAGGUGCUACACCAGCUCAAAAAUCCUCAAAAAAGAAGAAAAAGAAGAAGAAAUCCUCACAGGAAAGCCCAUCUGUUCUUCUUACCACAGACUCCAUUGGUCGUAAAAAGGAAAACAGGAGGAAAGAUUUGAGCAACCCAGUAUUUAAUGGAUUUUCAUCAGAGGAGAGUGACGAGGAAACAGAAGUGAAGCUUAUGGAUGUAAAUAAAGGUUUAGAUGCAAAUGGUACUCCUUUGGAAACUGACAAUAAUGUAAGCAGUAAUACCUUAAACUGUGACAGAUGUAGUGAUUCUGAGGAAGUUUUAAAUGAACACUCCAGUUCAGUGAAAUCUACUUCAUGUGUUAAGGAAGACCAAGAGAAAAAAGAUCAGGAGGAUGAUGAAGAGAUACAAGAGGCAAAGCCAAAAUUGAAAGGCAAAAAAGCUAAGGAUGCCAGGAAACGAGCCAAGGAGGCUAAUGGUGCUGCGGAAGUAAAGGAGACAACCCAGUGCACUGUGUGUGGCGGUGUGUUUCCUUCCAAGAACAAGCUUUUCCAGCACAUCAAGAAGGAAGGUCAUGCAGCCCUCAAAACAGUGGGGAAGGAGGCCAAAGCAGCGGGGAAAGAAACCAGGAGAAAAGUCAAAGGAAAUUAAUCAAUUGUUAAAGUAGUGUGUUCACUUUCUUGCUUAUCUUGAAAUGUUUUUAUGAUGACUUGGUCAAAUAGCUUUAUUUUGUUGGCAAAAUAUAUCAGUUACUAAUCCCGUGCAAAACAAAAUGUGAUAAUAAGAUACUCGUAUACUCUUAAUGAUGGAUGUUUUGUGAAGUUUCCUCCUGUAGUAAAAAAUUUUCACUAACAAAACCUUUGCCUAUCAAAUUUUUUGGAGAAAGAGAA